Messenger RNA from Phyllostomus discolor (pale spear-nosed bat), 3496 nucleotides. It is a transcript of the gene KLHL6, whose product is annotated as kelch like family member 6. Gene Ontology annotation, molecular function: protein binding. Bases 149 to 2014 code for a protein of 621 amino acids. The record is from RefSeq and is a predicted model, not a curated record. The transcript is spliced from 7 exons. NCBI's taxonomy places the organism in Eukaryota, Metazoa, Chordata, Mammalia, Chiroptera, Phyllostomidae. Gene Ontology annotation, biological process: germinal center formation; B cell receptor signaling pathway.
UUGGCGUUUGUAGUAACAGGAUGAGAAAGUGCGAGACUUCCUGUUAUGUGUGUGUGACAGCUGGUGAUAAGUGGAGCGCCCUGCACAGGAAAUCCGCUCUGCUUCUGCAAUGUGACCUGCCCGAAACUUGGGUGCUCCUUCAGUCUGGAUGUUAAUGGCAGGACAAAGGGGUGCCUGGACUAUGGGCGACGUGGUGGAGAAGAGUCUGGAAGGGCCUCUGGCACCUCCCACGGAUGAACCCUCCCAGAAAAGGGGAGACCUGGUAGAAAUCUUAAAUGGGGACAAGGUAAAAUUUGACGACACGGGACUGUCCUUAAUUCUGCAGAAUGGCCUGGAGACCCUCCGCGUGGAAAACGCUCUGACAGAUGUCACCUUGUGUGUGGACAUUCAGGAAUUCUCCUGCCACCGCGUGGUGCUUGCUGCGGCCAGCAACUAUUUCAGGGCCAUGUUCUGCAAUGAUUUAAAGGAAAAGUAUGAGAAGAGGAUCAUUAUUAAAGGGGUCGAUGCUGAGACCAUGCACACUCUUCUGGACUAUACCUACACCAGCAAGGCGCUGAUCACCAAGCAGAAUGUCCAGCGGGUCCUGGAAGCUGCUAACCUCUUCCAGUUCCUGCGGAUGGUGGAUGCCUGCGCCAGCUUCCUCACGGAAGCCUUGAAUCCAGAAAACUGUGUUGGAAUACUGAGGCUGGCAGACACCCACUCCUUGGACAGUCUAAAGAAGCAGGUUCAAAGUUACAUCAUCCAGAACUUUGUGCAGAUUCUGAACGCCGAGGAGUUCCUUGAACUUCCCGUGGACACUCUGUACCACAUCUUGAAGAGUGAUGACCUUUAUGUGACGGAGGAGGCUCAGGUGUUUGAGACUGUGAUGAGCUGGGUGCGGCACAAACAGUCGGAACGCCUCUGCUUGCUCCCCUACAUCCUGGAGAAUGUGCGCUUGCCGCUUCUGGACCCCUGGUACUUUGUGGAGACGGUGGAAGCAGAUCCUCUCAUCAGGCAGUGCCCAGAGGUCUUCCCGCUACUCCAGGAAGCCAGGAUGUACCACCUUUCUGGCAAUGAGAUCAUUUCGGAACGCACCAAACCCAGGAUGCACGAGUUCCAGUCUGAAGUGUUCAUGAUCAUUGGUGGCUGCACAAAGGAUGAGCGGUUUGUGGCAGAGGUAACCUGCCUGGACCCCCUGAGGCGCAGCCGCCUGGAGGUGGCCAAGCUCCCGAUGACGGAGCAAGAGCUGGAGAGUGAGAAUAAGAAGUGGGUGGAGUUUGCAUGCGUGACAUUAAAAAAUGAGGUCUACAUCUCAGGUGGCAAAGAAACACAGCAUGACGUUUGGAAAUAUAAUUCUUCGAUCAACAAAUGGAUUCAAAUUGAGUAUUUGAACAUAGGCCGCUGGAGGCAUAAGAUGGUGGUGUUGGGUGGCAAGGUCUACGUGAUCGGGGGUUUCGAUGGCUUGCAGAGGAUCAACAAUGUGGAGACCUACGACCCCUUCCACAACUGCUGGUCAGAGGCUGCACCCCUCCUUGUUCAUGUCAGUUCCUUCGCAGCCACCAGCCAUAAGAAAAAGCUCUAUGUGAUUGGGGGAGGGCCCAAUGGGAAACUGGCCACGGACAAGACUCAGUGUUAUGACCCUUCAACCAAUAAGUGGAGUUUAAAAGCGUCCAUGCCAGUGGAGGCUAAGUGCAUCAAUGCAGUGAGUUUCCGGGACCGCAUCUAUGUUGUUGGUGGGGCCAUGAGAGCGCUGUACGCCUACAGCCCCCUGGAGGACAGCUGGUGCCUGGUGACCCAGCUCAGCCACGAGAGGGCCAGCUGCGGCAUCGCGCCCUGCAACAACCGGCUCUACAUCACCGGGGGGCGGGACGAGAAGAACGAGGUCAUCGCCACGGUGCUGUGCUGGGACCCGGAGGCCCAGAAACUGACCGAGGAGUGCGUCCUGCCCCGGGGGGUGUCGCACCACGGCAGCGUCACCAUCAGGAAGUCGUACACCCACAUCCGGAGGAUCGUGCCGGGAGCAGUGUCAGUGUGACUGCAGGAGCCGGGCAGUGCGGCCCGGGGACCCUCCGCACCCCUCACCCAUGUCCUGCCCACUGCAGACGGCAGGCGCGGCUUGGGCUUUAGGCCAAACAGCAGAAUCCCUUUGGCUCCCCACGGGGAGGCUCCUCGGAAGUCACGCCUUUGGGACACUUGAGAGCAGCCAGGAAUGUUUGCGUGAUCUACCUCAGGAGAGAAGAAGAGUAACACUUUACACUCAGGACACACCUGCCCCAUGCCAGGGUCUGUGCGGGGCACUCCUGUGUAUCCAUUCACUUAACCAUCACAAUGACCAGUGGCUGGGUGUUACCACUCCUGUCUCACAAGUGAGGAAACCAAGCUUCAGAAAGGCUAAGUGGUUUGCCCCAGGUCACUCAGAUUGCAAGUAGCAAAGCCAGGAGUCUAAACCCAGGUAUUUCAACUUCCAAGCCAGUGAGUGCCCUUUCUGACAAACUGUCUCUCUCAGAGCACAAAACAAGAAACAAAAGCAUCAUCCCCCUGCCCCCGCCAAAACUGGCUCUUUGUUUUGUUUUGUUUUGACAAGUUUGCUGAAGGAUUCACUAAACAAGGCAGGGAAAUAAAGGUGUUUCUCUCUCUCUCUCUCCCCUCCCCCCACGAAUAUUUAAACCAUCUGGAAUCCUUGGUGUGGGAGCCUUGGGCUCCUUGUCAAGAGCGUCUCAUAGGUUGUUUCAUCUGACAGGUCGGGAAGGCCCGUUUGCUUUGAAAGAAAUUAAAAAACAAAACAAAACCCAAAAAACAAAGAACAAAAAAACUUGUGUCCUGUUCUCCAUCGAAAGCCUCCAGUUUUUGGUGAUCACGGGAGGCCCAUCUGGCACCGGGACUGUCAUUACCAGGCAGGUUGUGCCUUCCGAACAGUCUAGUGUCCUGGCCCCUUCAUGCCUAACUGUUGUGCUGCGGUGGAGAAAGGGGAUCCCGGAGACUCGAGCACUGCCUUCAGAAGAUGUAAACAUCCCCACAGGCUGCGGGCCCCUGCGGGACUGACCAGCUCUUCUCCACGGCACACGUCCCACUUCUUAGAUGGUGAUGUGGGUCCAUGCCCCUGAGACCCCACCUUCUUGGAGCCUGAGUUUUCAGGGUCAUUUUAAGCCUUUCUAUUUGGAUUUUGGAUCAGCUUUGCACGAUUUUGACUCAAACACCAGAGUCUGUCCUUCACUCUAAGCGCUAGGGCUUUCAAAUGAGCUCACUGGAAAUUCAUUCUAAUCCCCACGUUGGGGAAACAGAUUAAGAGAUCCUGUUUCAAAUGCUGUAUUUAAAAGCAACAACAAUAGUAACAACAUAGUAACUGUAUUACCCAAUGUGCUUUAUUUUCAUCAUAUGAUUUAAAAUCUCUUUAUAGAGUUUUAUGUCAUGUCAGAUGUGGCCUAUCGCCUCUGUGCUUCUCGGCAGUUUGGAACUUGAUAGGGGGCUUAAUUUUCAUAGAAAAGUUAUGGUUAGAAGAAGCUAAAAUUCAAAGCAG